CCAAUGGCGGAGCGCUGGUGCGCCUCCACCUUUGUGCCGCCGUAGUCCUCCGCUCUGGGCGGUUGCAGGAGAGAGGUGGGCAGCGGGUGCCACCGCGCCGUUUCUUGCUCCGGGGCCUGGUUUCUCGCUGCCCGAAGCCGCGAUGCCUCAGUUCCAGACCUGGGAGGAGUUCAGCCGCGCGGCCGAGAAGCUGUAUCUCGCCGAUCCCAUGAAGGUACGUGUGGUGCUCAAAUACAGGCAUGUUGAUGGGAAUUUGUGUGUCAAAGUAACAGAUGACUUAGUUUGUUUGAUGUACAGAACAGACCAAGCUCAAGAUGUAAAGAAGAUUGAGAAAUUCCACAGUCAACUAAUGCGACUUAUGGUGGCCAAGGAAUCCCGCAGUGUCGCCAUGGAAACAGAGUGACUGGUUUGAAAUGGAGACUGUUUGUUAUGUUCUUGGGAAGUAAAUAGCUUUUGAAACUGAGAAAGUGUUGGGAAGAAAAUAUUUAUGUAACUGAGCCGUCAAAAGCUGAGCGACCAGCCUGUGUUCUAAGGUUUGCUUUAGAGUAGGAAUGUCAGUGUUUUUAGUUAGGAAACCUUUAUUUUUGGAAAUGGAAUAAGAAG
This is a messenger RNA of Acomys russatus (golden spiny mouse), 603 nucleotides long. It is a transcript of the gene Srp9, whose product is annotated as signal recognition particle 9. Gene Ontology annotation, molecular function: 7S RNA binding. The transcript is spliced from 3 exons. NCBI's taxonomy places the organism in Eukaryota, Metazoa, Chordata, Mammalia, Rodentia, Muridae. Bases 143 to 403 code for a protein of 86 amino acids. Gene Ontology annotation, cellular component: signal recognition particle, endoplasmic reticulum targeting. The record is from RefSeq and is a predicted model, not a curated record. Gene Ontology annotation, biological process: negative regulation of translational elongation; SRP-dependent cotranslational protein targeting to membrane.